Messenger RNA from Leucoraja erinaceus (little skate), 1136 nucleotides. Its product is annotated as deleted in malignant brain tumors 1 protein-like. Bases 1 to 819 code for a protein of 272 amino acids. Gene Ontology annotation, cellular component: membrane. The record is from RefSeq and is a predicted model, not a curated record. The transcript has 3 exons. NCBI's taxonomy places the organism in Eukaryota, Metazoa, Chordata, Chondrichthyes, Rajiformes, Rajidae.
AUGGCGGAACCGGAAGGAAGGGGAACCCCACUGGUUGCUAAAAUGGGUCAUAUAAUCACCCAUGAAUCGGCCCAUGAGCUACUACACGUUUUGCAAAGCGUGAAGUUGAGGCUGGUGAACGGGGACAGUCCAUGCGCCGGGAGAGUGGAGGUUCACUACAAGGGAAACUGGGGGAUUGUGAAUCAUUACCUCUGGGACCUGCCGGACGCGGCGGUGGUGUGUCGGGAGCUGGACUGCGGCGACGCGGUGAAAGCCCCGGGCGGAGCUCACUUUGGACCGGGGUCCGGACCCGUUGUGACGUAUAAUGUUCACUGCAGCGGGAACGAGACCGCUCUACGGGAGUGUGAAUCAUGGCCAUGGGGGCACUUUCCCUUCCCACAAUCCUGGGAUGCCGGCGUUAUCUGCGAAGAUCACAGAGGGCCAAGAUUGGUAUCCAAAGAUGAUCAGUGCUCGGGAAGACUGGAAGUGCAGUAUGGUGAAACCUGGGGAACCGUGUGUGACCUGGCCUGGGAUAUGGAUGAUGCCAAUGUGGUGUGCAGUCAGCUUCAUUGUGGAGUCGCCGUGUCUGUUCCGACAGGGGCUUAUUUUGGAAAGGGAACUGGCAUUGUACGGAACGAUGUAUUUGAAUGUAAGGGUAAUGAGACAAGCCUGUGGGACUGUCCGCGUUCUUUAGGAACUCUUCAUUGCAACCACACGAGCGAUGUCAGUGUGAUCUGUUCUGGUGAGUGCCAGCUUUGGAAACUAAUUAUUAAUAAACACUCAUUAUACUUGGAAGAUAGAGAUGAGAUCUCGCCAUUUACUUUUAUCAAAGGGUUAUAAAAUGCUGGAAUAUAAUUGACCAGUGCACGACUUUGAUGUGAUAUUGGCAAACGUUUUAAUCGGCUAAAACAAUUUGAAUAAUUUCCUAUAGUCCAACAUUAUUGAUGGUUUACAAUGUGGAGUUCAGAAGGAGGAAAUUAACAAUAUAUUUAGAUGGUGAUAUCCAUGCGAUGCAACAGCGAUUGUCCAGUGAAUCCCAAUCAAAAAGACGGCAGAAAAAUGCAUGACGUUUAAAAGUAAAUUUAUCCCAUGAUUUACAUUUUUUGUUAGGAAUGAUUUUGUUGUCAUAUGAUCCUAUUAUAAAUGGGGAACCAAUU